CGGCGCUCGACAUCUGGGAUUAUACAGAAACUAUCCUGUAUAUCCAUGAAUACAACAACAGUGUGAUCCAUCGGGUCUGCGCACCAUGUUCAGCCCAACUACGAGGCGCUUGGCCGCUUCCCACACUCCUUCCAUGCAGCCCUUCUCCGCUGUUCGACGUUCGCUUUUCAAGUCAACGCGCCCAUCAAUAUCACAGUCACUCUCGAAUGCGCGGUAUCGACCGACACAAAUCCCCCUUUCAUACCCCUCUACACAGAUUCGAUAUGCCUCGUUUCCCCAAAGACUUCGCCGAGGCUACCGCAUCGCCUCCAAGGACCUCUGGCGGAGGAACCCGAUCGUGCUCCCUUUGGCGAUGAUUUCAAUCAUAGCGGCUAGUGCGUUUUUCACAUAUGCGAUUUACAUUCAAACAAGACAGGUCAACCCGCGAGUCACUCGCUUCCCAGACCCAGUCGCAAAUGAACUGCGGAAGGCGCUAUAUUACACAGAGGUCAACUUGGAGCCUCACAAAGCUCUAGAUCACUACAAAGAGGCACUGAAGAUAGCGGCAGAAUUGAAUAUGUCGCCGUUUUCGGAUGAAGUGAUUGGCAUCAAACUCCAGGUUGCAGAGAUGCUUGUCAAGGCUGGUCUUCAUAAGAACGCCGUGCAAGUCGUGUCAAGAACGGCCAAGGAAUGUCUUCAAUGGGUUAAUUCGACUAGGGUUCGACUCUCGGCCAGGAACCCAAAUUUCCCAUCUGACAAGAUGCCUGAGAACAUUGACCCUAACACCAAGGAAAUCUUCGCGCCGCCCGAGGAAGAUUACAAUAAGCAACUUCGCCUGACAAGUCGGAUUGUCAAAAAGGUCAUUGGGAUGAAUUUGUUCAUGGCCCAGCUUUGGGAAGAUAGCCAAUUGAAAGAUAAUGUCCAGGCCUUUAUCUUGAGGAGAACAGCACUGGAUAUAUUCAAACAAGAGAUAUCGUGGCGUGAGAGAAAAGGCCUUCCACCAGUUGCGACUCCAGAGGAAGGAGAUGAUUGGAUGGAUGCGGAGGAGGCUAGCCAUGCCAUGUCUGAUGUUGGUUCGACAUGGCUUCGAGCUGGGCGUCCCGAAAAAGCCUUGGAGUUACUCUUGCCUGCCGUAGCGAUUUUGCGCGAAGUUGAAGGAAAGGAUAUAUCUUGUCGCCAAGUUGUUCUACUUGGUAAUAUUGCAGCGGCAAUGUUCGAUCACCGGCCACCCAAGGAUGGCGCCGAUAAGAGCAUAUCUGAAAUCCCCGUCGAGAAACAGAUGAAGUCCUCCAAGGACUGGGCUCUCAAGGCAAUUGAGGUUUCGAAACUCGUCAAAGAAGACUUUCACGAUGAUGAAUGCGAUAUGGGGUGUGCUGCAGCCGCGGAUGUCCUGUCUGCGAUUGCGGAAUGGGAAGGGGCAGAUGACGAAGCCAGGAAAUGGUUACUCGAAGAGAAACGAUAUUGUGAGUCGGCCCAGUAUGCAGAAGGCGUUCAGAAGGUAGCACGAAUUAUGGCAGAAGGCGAAAGGCGCCGUAAAGAGCGUCGAAGGCAGACGUAAAAUAUGGUUGGCGGGGUUGUACAUUUAGUAUAGUGUAUAAAUAUAUCCAUCACACAUGUUUAAUGUAGCACAAA
Messenger RNA from Talaromyces proteolyticus, 1611 nucleotides. Its product is annotated as TPR domain protein. Gene Ontology annotation, biological process: protein quality control for misfolded or incompletely synthesized proteins. Gene Ontology annotation, molecular function: misfolded protein binding. The coding region runs from base 86 to 1537 and encodes 483 amino acids. The record is from RefSeq and is a predicted model, not a curated record. The transcript has a single exon. Lineage: Eukaryota; Fungi; Ascomycota; Eurotiomycetes; Eurotiales; Trichocomaceae. Gene Ontology annotation, cellular component: i-AAA complex.